UGCCAGCCCCGGCCGGUUCCUGCGCUUACGUCCCGCGGGCGUGUCCCUUAAAUCCCGCACGGGAGCGGCGCGGGGCAGCCGAGCGCCAGCGGAGCCCAGCGCAGCGCUGUCAGCGGAGGAGACAUGGCCUCGGUGGGUCCCUCUGCAGCCUCCACGCAGCCAGCCCUGCCCUCCGGACCCGCCGUCUUCAAAACCAUCCCCUACGCCUUCAUCCUGCCGGAGAUCCUCUGCGGGACCUGGGUGUGGAUCCUCGUCGCUGCUACCUCCGUCUCCUUGCCGCUGCUGCAGGGAUGGGUGAUGUACGUGUCCCUCACCUCCUGCCUCAUCUCCCUGCUGCUCCUCUUAAGCUACCUCCUCGGCUUCCACAGGAACAGCGAGAACUGGAAAGUGCUGGACAGUUUGUACCACGGUGCCACGGCCAUUCUGUACAUGAGCGCCGCUGUCCUGCAGGCCAACGCGACCAUCAACUCUGAGCUCAGCCCCGACGGGCCGCUCAACUACCAACUCAACAGCGCCGCAUCGUUCUUCGCCUUCCUCACGACCUUCCUAUACAUCCUCCACGCCUUCAGCAUCUACUACCAGUGAUCCUGGCAGCACCAGAUUCACCUCUGCAGGACGAGGGCUUUCCCAGUGUGAGAGACCCUGCUGUCUUCCCAAGGUGUCCCUGCCCCAGCCCUGCCACCAGGCCUCAGGAAUAGCAGGUCCUUUUGCACUUCAUCACAGGAGGGAUUUUGCUGGCACACACUGCUGUGCCUGUGGGACAUUUCCUGCCUUGCCUGGGGGCCACG
This is a messenger RNA of Pseudopodoces humilis (Tibetan ground-tit), 788 nucleotides long. RefSeq names its product mal, T cell differentiation protein like (gene MALL). Gene Ontology annotation, biological process: myelination. Gene Ontology annotation, molecular function: structural constituent of myelin sheath. NCBI's taxonomy places the organism in Eukaryota, Metazoa, Chordata, Aves, Passeriformes, Paridae. Gene Ontology annotation, cellular component: membrane. The record is from RefSeq and is a predicted model, not a curated record.